Messenger RNA from Musa acuminata AAA Group (dessert banana), 4486 nucleotides. RefSeq lists its product as uncharacterized. Lineage: Eukaryota; Viridiplantae; Streptophyta; Magnoliopsida; Zingiberales; Musaceae. The coding region runs from base 468 to 3953 and encodes 1161 amino acids. Gene Ontology annotation, molecular function: protein binding; protein kinase activity; ATP binding. Gene Ontology annotation, biological process: protein phosphorylation; signal transduction. Gene Ontology annotation, cellular component: cytoplasm. The transcript is spliced from 10 exons. The record is from RefSeq and is a predicted model, not a curated record.
AAUCAUACGACACCAUGGAAUCGGCGACCGGAGGGGCAACUCAGCCGGAGAGAGAGACAAUAAAUAGAGAAGGAUCGCCUCCCCUCGACACCGCGGAAUCGCGCCACGUGGUGCCCCUGCGGCAUCAAGGGCAGCCGCAGCCUUCCCCCACCUCCCCUACGCCCACGGCCUGUGGCGGUUCCAUCGCAAUGGCAUAAUCCCCUGGUUAUUCUCCCCUUCUGUUCCCUUCUCUCCCUGAUUCUCUUCUCGUCUCCAACUUGCUCCGAUUCCCCUGCCACCGCCGUUCCUCGUGCCCUUGUCCUUCCAUCGAUCCUUCGCUUGAUACGAGAAGCAGCAGCAACAUCGCCAUCCGAUCGUGAAGGUAAUUCCAAAUAAGUGGGAAAUCUUGCAGGAGGAUUUCGGAGAAAGUAGUGGUGAUGGCGGCGGACUCCUGACGAUCGUCCUUCCGCUGAUAGCCGGCUGUUUAUAUGCGAUCGGCGUCAACCUGGAGUCCCUCAUCUGUUCCUCUGUUGUCGCCGUCGGUUGAGAUUGAAAUGGUCACCGCCCCCGAUGAUUCCCCUCGCGUCAAGUUCCUCUGCAGCUUCGGUGGGAGCAUCCUCCCCCGGCCGAUCGACGGGCGGCUCCGCUAUGUCGGGGGCGAGACCCGGAUCGUGACCGUCCCACGCGACGUCUCCUACGAGGAGCUUUUGGCUCGGAUGCGCGAGCUGUUCGAUGGAGCGUCGAUCAUCAAGUACCAGCAACCCGACGAGGACCUCGAUGCGCUGGUGUCCCUCGUGAAUGACGAGGAUGUGAUGAACAUGAUGGAGGAGUACGACAAGCUCGGGACUGCCGGUGACGGUUCCACGUGGCUGAGGAUCUUCCUUUUUUCGCAGUAUCCUGAUCAUGACACGGCGGUUGUCGGUGCCCACUUCGAUGCUGAUGACCGGGAGGCCGAACGAAGGUACAUCGAUGCGCUCAACAGCCUUUCCGAUGCAAAAUCCUCCUCACCUCCGGAUAUCUCCGAGCAUCAUCUCGAUGGGGGGAUCCACAAUCAGGUUAAGUUGCGUCACCUUACGAUCCCUCAUCCUUCUCAUGCUCAAAGAUACGGUGAAAUGGAUGCUUCUUUUAGCCCUGCUCUUUUCUCCCCAGGGCAACAGUCUGCCACUGACCCACAGGAAUUCUCACCUUCUCCAUCGUCUGCAAGAUUUCACGUUGGGGCUGGGGAGUUCAACGAUAGAAUUGCUGAUGAGUAUGUUAGGCAAGCAGCGGGACACCAACACCAAAUGCAUCAGUAUGAUCAUCAGUCACCAUCACCUGUGGAAAAUUUGGUGUGGAUUCCCACAGGUGCAAUUGUUCAGGAAAAGUCUGGAUUUCCAACUAACUUGGGCCAUUCUCACAAUAUUAUCGAUGGAAAUGGUUACUGUGAGCAUUGCUGCAUGGCUUUCCAGAGGAACCAUAGUAUUGUUCCAGAUGCACGUUUUGUCAACAAUUGCUGGAAGCAUGGGCAGCCAUACAUGGAGCAACCAAAGAUGGUUAACGAAUACAUGGGGCACUUUCCAAAUUCAUGUGCUGAGUGUUCCAGUACCAGGGAUCCGCACAUGGUAAACCAAGACAUGAAGAUAGGCCAUGGUGUCUAUGCCAAAGAACAGAGUGAUGCGCACCACUUGUUCUUUAAUGAGUCCCAUGGUUAUGAACGGGGGUGGCCUAUGCACAGCCACCAGGUCACUCACAGACUUGAGGAUAUGCGGAUCAAUUACAACGGAACGGGUAGGGCAAAUGAACACUUUGUUGUCGAUGGAAAUAUGAUGAACGCUCCAUUUGCACAUGGGAACAUUAAUGAUGAACAUUCAUUCCCUUCUAAUUGCAUCGGCCGUGAUGAGACACAUUAUCUUCGACAUGGUACUAAUACUGGAAAUGAAGUAUUUCUUCCUCAGCCGACAGUCGGAAAUGGUACAGGCACAAAUGCACCACGAUUUGAAGAUUCUGCAGUUAGGUAUCGGAAUCAACCUUCUGCAUAUGGCGUGGAGAGUCUCUACCAAGUCUCAAACAAUCUGCAUCCAGUUCAGUCUUUACUGAGAAAUAGACAGGUUCCUACUCAUCCUGCUACAUCAUACGAGCUCUCCAAUUCGAUGAUUCCAAAUGGUGGGCCUGACUCAAGUUUUACAAGAUUUACACAGGAGGGCAGUCCAAGCUUUCCAUAUGUUCGGGUUGAGGACCAAAUUCCAAAUGCCUUGCCAAGCCAGAAUAACAGUAUGCAGCAAAGGAUGCUUGGCUUUGAAGAAACUGCUGCCCCAGAUUAUCUGUAUCACCAUGGUAAUAGACUGAACCCAAAAAACACCUCUGGUCCAAAUGGUGUGCCCCCCCUUGCUCCUGAUUCCGUUCCAUGUUCUCCUGGAAAAAUGCAUGUCAAAGUUACUUCUGAAGCAGUAUCUCUUCUGUCCGCACCUUCAUGCGCCAUUGACAAAGAUUUGAUUGUUUCUUGUGCUACUGGGGGCCAUCAGCCCCCUGUUCUGGGCUCUGAUCUGAUUCUGGAAAUGCAAUCUGCAGAAGAGAAAAGUCUGACAGAAGAAGCGCUGGAAGAAAAACAUGGAAUAUCAAAGGAACCUGAUGCACAUAUUCUCCUUUCCCCAAAGAGUAGACAAAAUGUGGAAUUGGCAAUGAAAGAGCUUCAGCUUUCUGAGGUGGAAGGAUACACAAGCAAAAUUGUUGAUGCUAACACUAAUGUUGCUCCUGGCGAUGAGGAUAUAUCUGAGGAGAACUUGAAUUUUUUACCUGAGUUGAUUGCUUCUGUGAAGAAAGCAGUGCUGGAAGGUGCCGAGGAGGUGAUAGCGAGGGUCCAAUCAGUUUCUGAAUCAGUUGCUACACCCGACCUUGGUAAAAAUGAACCAUUACAUGAUCGAGAACCUGAGAGCACCAAUGCAGAUGUUCACACUUGUUUGGAAGGAAAUAGUGAACAUGAAAAACUUUGUAAAACUGAACCCGUGACAGCUGAUGCUGAAGCUUUGGCUAAAGGGUUACAGAAUGCCAAUGCAGAUGGUCAGGCUGCCUCGGAAGGAAGUAGUGAACAUGAGACACUUUGUAAAAUUGAGCCCACAACAGCUGAAGCUGAAGCAUUGGCUAAAGGAUUACAGACGAUAAAAAAUGAUGAUCUUGAAGAGAUCAGGGAACUGGGUUCUGGCACAUUUGGUUCUGUCUAUCAUGGCAAAUGGAGAGGUUCUGAUGUUGCUAUAAAAAGAAUAAAAGCUAGCUGUUUUGCAGGGAGGCCAUCAGAGAGAGAACGCUUGAUUGCAGAUUUCUGGAAAGAAGCUCUGAUAAUGAGUUAUUUACAUCAUCCCAACAUUGUUUCCUUUUAUGGUGUAGUUCGUGAUGGCCCUGAUGGCAGUUUGGCAACCGUAACAGAGUUCAUGAUCAAUGGAUCUCUUAAACAGUUUUUGCAAAAGAAAGACAGAACAAUUGAUCGCCGCAAAAGACUAAUUAUAGCCAUGGAUGUCGCAUUUGGGAUGGAGUAUUUGCAUGGAAAGAAUAUAGUUCACUUUGAUCUCAAGUGUGAGAAUUUAUUAGUUAACAUGCGAGAUCCUCAUCGACCUGUUUGCAAGAUUGGGGAUCUUGGAUUAUCAAAAGUAAAGCAGCAUACGUUGGUGUCAGGUGGUCUUCGGGGAACUUUACCAUGGAUGGCACCUGAACUUUUAAGUGGAAAAAGUAAUAUGGUGUCUGAAAAGAUUGAUGUUUAUUCAUAUGGUAUUGUGAUGUGGGAGCUGCUUACGGGGGAAGAGCCCUAUGCAGAUAUGCGUUGUGCUUCAAUCAUAGGGGGCAUCAUAAACAACACCAUACGACCUAAAAUUCCAACUUGGUGUGAUCCUGAGUGGAAGUCCCUGAUGGAAAGUUGUUGGUCUUCUGAUCCAGCAUUGAGGCCUUCAUUCUCUGAGACAUCUCAGAAGUUGAGGAAAAUGGCUGCAGCGAUCAAUUUGAAAUGAAGCUCGACUACAAAUGCAAUACAGUCCAAAUUCCUUAUUUCCGUAUUCUUCUCUCAAUUGUCGAGAAAAAUCAAAGAUACACACUGCAAGCUUUAUUGCAUUCGCCACAUAGCAUACAGGAUCUCGGUGGAUGGAUCCUUAGCAAUCUAUGGACAUUGUCAGUGCUUCCAUACAUAGCAUAAUUGCUCAUGUAGUGCAACUAUACCUUCAUAUCAUAUUGUACAGCCAAACCAAGAAGGGCAUAUUGGCAUAGUCAAGAAGUGUAGGUAAAAUUUUCACUCAUAUUAACUUCGUCUCCUGUCCUUUUCUACAAGGAUGCUGUUUAGGUUUUUGAAGUAUGCAGCUUUCUUUGCAGAUUCGUAUGAUACUGUGUUUCAUGACACAUUUACCCAUUAGCGAAGUAGGUGUUUCCUGUGGUAUGUGUCUGGGUGGGAGCUGAUAUGAACUUAUGUAAAUAAAUUUUGUAGUUGUACUAUUUUCUACCGUUGUGGACCACUGGUUCAUUGUGCUAAUAAAAUAAACCUUCACAAGAA